This is a messenger RNA of Vitrella brassicaformis, 1496 nucleotides long. The record is from the annotation of a GenBank genome assembly. Lineage: Eukaryota; Vitrellaceae.
AUUCAUUAAAUCACUCAUGGGGCAUCCGCACCAUGAGUCCAUGUGAGGCAUGCAGCUGUCUUGCCGGCCGGCUGUCAUUCACUCAACACACACACCCACACCCACACUCACACUCAUUCGACAAACACAUCAGGGCAGGAUGAUGACAUACACACGCAGCGAGUCACAGUCGCGUACUCAUUACAGUCAGUCCAGCCACCGCACACACACUAACUUUGACGAAGAAACACACACACAUACACACACAGGGGCACCAGCAUUGUGCCGGCAGAUUAGCUGCACUCAGGCGUGGAGGCAAGGAAGCACACAGACAGACAGGCAGACAGACAGACGAGGGCGCAGAGAGGACGGCACAAAUAAAUGGAAGGCUAUAUCAGUGCAGCACAGAGGGAAAAGCACAUCUCCCUCCCAGCGUCCCUGACUACUGCACCACACUCAGCACUUCUAUCUCGUCAGCUAUGAACUCCUGCGACCCGCCCAACACAGCAUCGCCAUCACCAUCCCUCUCUCCCGUGUAGUCCUCAGGCACAUCCUCACUGUCGGUCCACUGAUAGCAGCUGCGGAUGUCGGCAGCAGGCGGGCCAUCGACAGUGCCGCUGUCACCCAACGACAGAAGCCCACCGAUGUACACAUUCCCACCCUCCACAUUCCCCUUCCUCCCCGCCACCUCCACCCACUGCCUAUAUUCUGGUAUCUCGAUCUUGGUCGGUUGGGGGAAGUGGCCGGCCAGUGAGAACCACCACACAUCACUGUCGUAGAAGUUGCUGCCAGUCGGGUCGUCGGGCUCCUUUAUGCCGGCACUGAUGAAGGCGCCGAACACAUACUGGUCCUUCUUGAUCACAAAGACGAGAGGCUUUGCGUCGCCCACAUUGUCCAGCAGGUCGCCAUAGGCAGUGCCGUGUACAGACGUCCUACACACACACACACACACAGACACAUAGACGGAAUGUGCCCAUUGGCUGUCACAUCAUCCCUGUUGGCAUGAUGUGUGUCUACCGGUAGAGUGAGGUGAGUGGUGUGGUGUCAUUGCCCCCCAGCAGGCCGACCAGCGCCUCAUACUCUGACGCAGACAGCGACGUGUUGGCAGGAGGGGACACCUGCAGGCCGCGCAAAGGUACCUGAACACAUCAAAGACAGCCAUGGACACCAGAGCAUUAGAUGAGUGGGUGAAUAGGUCACGGUGUGUGUGUGUAACAUACCUGUUGUGCGGGUGUUGCCUCUGUGCCAACACAAAUCCCCACCACACACAGAAUCAUCAUGAUAACAGCACUCCGCCAAGCAGCCAUCACGUGAAUGGGAGCAGAGAGAGAAGGGGACAGAGAGCCUUGUUGGUCAGAGGGAGGACGAGGCGGACAGACGAGAGAUGAGGUGAGAGGGACGAGGAAACUGACAGAUUGCCUCUCGUCGGCUGAUAGAUCUCACCGGGUGCGACAAUGAGAGCACUGGAUCCCGAUUGCCAAACGUGGCACAGGAACACAAAGGGGGGAAACUCUCCC